This is a messenger RNA of Selaginella moellendorffii, 580 nucleotides long. Its product is annotated as 2-(3-amino-3-carboxypropyl)histidine synthase subunit 2. The record is from RefSeq and is a predicted model, not a curated record. The transcript is spliced from 5 exons. NCBI's taxonomy places the organism in Eukaryota, Viridiplantae, Streptophyta, Lycopodiopsida, Selaginellales, Selaginellaceae. Bases 197 to 580 code for a protein of 127 amino acids.
CUAAAGGAAUGGAAAUUUAGGGUUCCAGGCUAUGGCGAGGCUGAGCACUGGCGUUACCACGCGCCAGUACGCUGAACGUAUGCCGCGCAUCUCCGAUACUCCUCUCUCAGCUCGGAUUCUGGAUUAGGGACUGCAGUGCCGCCGCUACAGCACAGGCGAUUUCCAUCCAGAGCGCGGAGGAUUCCUGAUUGUCGAAAUGCCGCAGCCUGUGCUGCUCAAGAGAAGCGAUUUCCGCUGGAAUUUUCCCAAGGAAAUCGUUGUGGCGUAUCCAAUUCAUCCCUCGCAACAUCUUCCAGGCAAACGAAAUGCAUUCUUACGGAGCCUGGAGUACUGUGGUUUGCGAUCAUCGGAAUAUGCAGCCGGAGCUAUACGGAAUGUAAAGAAAAUGGUGAAGAGCGCAAGAAAAAAGUCAUACACUCUUGCCGUCGGGAAGCCAAAUCCUGCAAAGCUUGCAAACAUUCCUGAGUUCUUUGAUCUUGAAAACUGGGAACUCCGGCAGUAUUGGAGGAAAAAGACGCACAAUUUUACUCGCUCGACUCUAAGGAGAGAAACCAGGCUAUCCUAUGGCUGCAAUUUAUAG